CAAGACGUCGUGAUACUACGCGCGGCGAGAUCCCAAAAUAAUAUCUGUUCCAGAUUACGUUUUUAAUACAUUAUAAAAUAAAUUAUUGUUACUGCAAUACAACGCUUUACCAAUUACCUAUACGGAUUACGACUCUCAAAAUGGCUACAGAGACGUUUAUAAAUUUGUACGAUUUUAAAGAAUGGAGCUCAGAAGAAUGUGGACUAGUUUUACAGGCAGUUUAACUGAUCGUGUGUGGACCCUUUAAAUGCCGCACCACAGACUUCUUACCGAGUUAUGAAUUAUGAGUACUUUAGUCUGUGUGCAGUGUCAAGUGUGCCAAAAGCAUUAUCAGUAUUUCACGUGUACGGCAAAAAACUAAAAAGGACCACAAUGGGCGGAGCAAGAAAUUAUGAAAUCGUUUAUCUGGCAAGUACACAGAUCUAUGUCUUCUACUACAUUACAUGUACAUAUGUUGACAUCAAUCAGAGUUAACAGUUCACAUCGAAUUACUUUAUGUAAUCCUAAAACACGGAAUUCUUUGUCAGUUACUAUGCUUCAACACUUAAUUAAUGAAAUUAAAAACGCUGGUAAAAACCAGUCAUUAAAAAGCAUUGUAAUAAAUGGCAAUGGGCCAAUUUUUUCUGCUGGACACAACCUUAAAGAACUUAUAGACAUGAAAAUCCAGCAAAAAGUUUUUUCAUUGGCUACAGAACUAAUGAAUGCAAUGUUAGAUUGUCCAAUACCAAUUAUUACUGCUAUAGAUGGAUUAGCUGCAGCUUCGGGUUGCCAACUUGUAGCUGCUUCUGAUAUAGCUAUAUGUACAAAUCGUAGCUCGUUUUCAACGCCGGGUGUAAACCUUGGCUUAUUUUGUUCCACUCCUGGAAUUCCGUUGAGUAGAUGUAUACCAAAAAAAGUUGCUUCUUAUAUGUUAUUUACUGGAGAAUCAAUCAAUGCAGAAGAAGCCCUUAGAAAUGGUCUUGUUAGUAAGGUUGUACAUCCAAAGGAAUUAGAUGAUGAAAUUGAUAAACUAACUUUGUUAAUUGAUCAAAAGAGCCGUGAAGUAAUUACUCAUGGGAAAACAUUUUUUAACCAGCAAAUAGAUGUUGAUAUAAAAACAGCUUACAAGAAUGGAGAAAAAGCGAUGUUAGAAAACUUACAACUUGAUGAUUGUAAGGAAGGUCUUCAAUCAUUCAUCGAGAAGAGGAAACCAAACUGGUCCAAUUAAUUAUCGAAAAAGUUGUCGUAUUUCUCGCUCUUACUGUAAAGUCAAACUAAAACAAAAGGAGAAAUUUCCAAAAAUCAUUAUUAUAUACUAUUAUAAUAUAAUUGAGGCUGUUUAUUCGAAAAGGGCAUAUUAUAUAAUUUUCUAUACUUUACACCCUUGCAGAAUAAACAAGUCUAAAUUUUUUUUAUUUGAAUGUAAAGUAAUUAUUCAAUGUUUAAUUUAUUAAUAAAGUCUGUAAUAGUAACAAA
This is a messenger RNA of Adelges cooleyi (spruce gall adelgid), 1455 nucleotides long. RefSeq names its product enoyl-CoA hydratase domain-containing protein 3, mitochondrial. The record is from RefSeq and is a predicted model, not a curated record. The coding region runs from base 392 to 1207 and encodes 271 amino acids. NCBI's taxonomy places the organism in Eukaryota, Metazoa, Arthropoda, Insecta, Hemiptera, Adelgidae. Gene Ontology annotation, cellular component: mitochondrion. The transcript has 7 exons. Gene Ontology annotation, molecular function: hydro-lyase activity.